CGGAAAAUGGGUGGGCGCUUGUGAAGUACGGUUCACGGACGUUGUCGCGAACUUUACCGGUGUGCAACUAUCCCCGUGGACCCUGUUCGUCUUUUUUGUUGCAGUCUUAGACCAUGGGCAGUGUGUUGGCUGCUGCCUCACCCAGUCCGGCCCCAGCUGGAGCUGGUGGUCCAGGGGUCCCGGGUUUGGUCUCUGUACCGCCCGGCUUCUCCAUGCCCCCAGUGUCUUCCGUCCUUCCAGGGUCCGACUCUGACCAGCAGAAAGCGGAUGCAGAUUCAUCACUCCAGAACCCUGGCACAUAUGAGGAGUGUCACAGGAAAUGUAAAGAGGUCUUCCCCAUGCAGAUGGAAGGGGUGAGGCUAGUAGUAAACAAGGGCUUAAGUAACCACUUCCAAGUCAGCCACACUGUUACUCUCAGCACCCUGGGCGAUUCUGGAUAUAGAUUUGGUUCUACAUAUGUUGGAAGUAAACAGACUGGACCAGCAGAGUCUUUUCCGGUCAUAGUUGGUGACAUGGACAACACUGGCAGUCUGAAUGCGCAGGUCAUCCACCAGCUCACAAGUGCUGUACGCUCCAAAAUAGCAAUGCAGACUCAGCAGCAUAAGUUUGUCAACUGGCAGUGUGACUUUGAGUAUCGCGGUCAAGAUUUCACCUCUGCGGUGACUCUUGGAAACCCGGAUGUACUUGUUGGAUCUGGCAUUGUGGUGGGCCACUAUCUCCAGUCAAUUACACCAGCACUGGUUCUAGGUGGAGAACUGGUUUAUCACAGGAGACCAGGGGAGGAGGGAACUGUAACAUCUUUCUUAGGGAGGUAUACAGGCGACAACUUUGUUGCAACUUUAACUUUGGGCGGUGCUGGAGCUCAUGCCACAUACUAUCACAAAGCCAACGACCAGUUGCAGGUAGGAGUUGAAUUUGAAGCCAGCACAAGGAUGCAAGACACCACAGCAUCCUUUGGUUAYCAGCUGGAYGUUCCCAAAGCUAAUUUGCUUUUUAAAGGAACAGUUGACAGUAAUUGGGUGGUUGGGGCAACCCUGGAAAAGAAACUAGUACCUCUUCCUCUUACCUUGGCUUUGGGGGCUUUUCUCAACCACCGCAAAAACAAGUUCCAGUGUGGCUUUGGGGUCACCAUUGGCUAAAGRUGCACAGGCUGCCUGGAACCAGCUUACAGACCACGGCUUGGACUGGCACAGAGACACCCAGGAACCUGAACUAUGUUUUAGGAAUUGGAUUCAAAGACUCUUUUACAACUGUGAUUUCUGGGGCAGAUGGGGAGGAAAAAAUGAGAACUACCAAGGAGCCAGGACUGGCCAAGCCAUGCCUACAUACUGUAGCACAAAUGUCUUUCCUGUGUGGUGUAUUGGAUAUUCUGAGAGGCUAGAAUGGUGUCUAUCAGAGAGCUGCAGGCGAUGCAUGAGAACAUGUGACGUGAAAAUUUAAGUGGUACAGUAAGACAUAAUAUAUCAUGUAUGGAUUGAAAUAAAUGUCAUUUCCUUUUGUACAACUUGAUGAGAUUUUUCAUUAAAAAACUGGACCUGG
This is a messenger RNA of Poecilia reticulata (guppy), 1539 nucleotides long. It is a transcript of the gene tomm40, whose product is annotated as translocase of outer mitochondrial membrane 40 homolog (yeast). Gene Ontology annotation, molecular function: transmembrane protein transporter activity. Gene Ontology annotation, biological process: protein import into mitochondrial matrix. Lineage: Eukaryota; Metazoa; Chordata; Actinopteri; Cyprinodontiformes; Poeciliidae. The record is from RefSeq and is a predicted model, not a curated record. Gene Ontology annotation, cellular component: mitochondrial outer membrane.